AUGUCGACCCUUCCACGAUUCUUUUCGCAACCACUGCGGUACCUACGAUGGGCAGCGAUUGAGAAGCCCGCGAUUUUCUACUCGAUUGUCAUUGGAAGCAUGGGACCAGUCACUGUUUUGGUCGUUCCGCCGAUCCGCAGAAUGUUGGGAGAUGGCAAGAGACCGGAGAUACCCCUCACAUAUCCAAUUCCAACGGGACCAAGGAAAACACUGGAAGGCUACGAUGAUGAGUAA
Cadophora gregata is the source of this 234-nucleotide messenger RNA. RefSeq lists its product as uncharacterized. The transcript is spliced from 2 exons. The record is from RefSeq and is a predicted model, not a curated record. Bases 1 to 234 code for a protein of 77 amino acids. Lineage: Eukaryota; Fungi; Ascomycota; Leotiomycetes; Helotiales; Ploettnerulaceae.